Aaosphaeria arxii CBS 175.79 is the source of this 1822-nucleotide messenger RNA. Its product is annotated as phosphoglycerate mutase-like protein. The coding region runs from base 85 to 1629 and encodes 514 amino acids. Gene Ontology annotation, molecular function: acid phosphatase activity. The record is from RefSeq and is a predicted model, not a curated record. The transcript has 3 exons. Gene Ontology annotation, cellular component: fungal-type cell wall. Lineage: Eukaryota; Fungi; Ascomycota; Dothideomycetes; Pleosporales.
UAUGCAUCGGCAUCCCAUUCGACAUGCCUUGAACCAAAAUCUCGACAAUGUAUUGAAAUUGUAACCGGAAUAUCUUUGUACAUAAUGUCGUCAUCCAGGUUAUUGGUCCUGAUAUCUGCUAUUGGAGCAGCAUUGGUUGCGCUCCAGUGGAAAUACAAUCAAGGUUACCAAUUAUUAGAAGAAACCAAUUCUUCAAAUCGCAACCAUACUGGGGAUCUUGAAUAUGAGUGUUCGGAAAAACCUCAUCAUUCGAGCUGGGGCACUUGGCUUCAUCCCCAGAGGUUGUGGAGUCGUCCCAACGGCCAGGGCGCCGGCACCACAACGAAAGAUUGGAAUAUAUUGUACCAUCUAGGUGGUAACGGUCCCUGGGUUGAGAAGGUUGCUGAUGUCGUUGAGGGAGGUGUCGCCGUCCCUGAUGGCUGCAUAGUGGAGCAAGUACAUAUGAUGUCCAGGCACGCGGAACGGUAUCCGACUAAGAAGGCCGGGACGAGAAUGAGAAAUCUGCUGGAAAGGAUGAAGAAGAGUAGGAUUGAAUUCACAGGUGAUUUGGCUUUUGUGAAUGAUUGGGACCUGUUCUGGUCAGAUGAUACCCGGCUAGCACAGUUGACUUCUACUGGCCCCUUUUCCGGUACCCUUGGAUCAUUUACGACAGGCGUACGCUUUCGCACACGGUACGAGCAUCUUGUCGCUCGAGCUCUCUCUCGCCCAAAUCCUACCACGCUCUGGGCCAGUGACUCCCAUCGUGUCAUAGACACUGCACGUUAUUUCGCAUCCGGCCUCUUCGGCAUCGAUUGGAAGGAUGUCGCCUCCUUGGACGUGAUUCCUGAAACCGCGGAGAUGGGUGGUGACUCCCUCACACCCGGUGACACAUGCCCCGCCUACAUUGAAGACGAAACCGAAGGCUGGGCCAAGGGCUGGAAGACCAUGCACGCCUACCGAGCCACUUACCUCCCUAUUGCACGCACGCGGCUGCUCGCUCAGAACCCGGGUAUCGAGUUCACGGACGACGAGCUCUACGCUAUGCAAGAAAUGUGCGGAUUCGAGACCACGGUGCGUGGAAGUAGCCGUUGGUGUGAUGUCUUCACGCAGCAAGAAUUCCUGCACUUCGAGUACGCUCGUGAUUUGCAUCACUACUACCGAGCGGGGCCAGGCACGAAAUACGGCGCCGGUUUGGGCUUCUUGUGGCUGAAUGCUACCGUAAAUCUGAUGCUUGAAGGUCCGGAGGCUGGCCCAAUGUUCUUUAGUUUUGUGCAUGACGACGACAUGGCACCCAUGCUUGCGGCCCUGGAUAUCAUUGACGAUAUUCACCCCUUGCCCCUCGACCACAUACCAGAAGAUCGGCUAUGGAGAAAAUCUCAGAUAUCCCCGAUGGGAGGCCGCAUCACAUUGGAGGUGAUGUCCUGUGCUGUGGAGACUCAGGGCCAUGUAGGAAAAGAUAACUUUGUCAGGAUUAACAUCAAUGACGGAGUGACUGCCAUUCCUGGGUGUGACAAAGGUCCUGGGAGGAGCUGUCGACUUAGUGGCUUUGCGGCAAAGGUGAGGAGGAAGGGAGUGGAGGUAGGCGAUUUUAGAGAAAUGUGCGGGUUGCCUGAGGAUGCUGCUGGGCGUAUUACAUUUCUGCAUCAAUGAGGUGUUAGGUGUAAACGAUCGAUUUUGAAGACUUUGAAUAGACGAUAGAUUUUGAUCAUAGAGAACGUGUUUGAAGAAUGGGAGUUAACUAAGUAAUCGUUUUCUUUUCAGGUGGCCAACCUACCCAACCUAUAUUAAACAAUCGUGUAGACAUGUGUCGCAAAAGUGGUAUCAAAGAAACAGAGAAACGGUA